UGAGAGAGAGAGGGAGAGAGGAAGGCUAACAGAGUUGUAUAUUUGAAAUGCUUCCAAGUAAUAUCAUAGUAUACACUGAUAUAAUAUUUAAAUGAUUAUAUCUGAAUUGUAUUUAUUUAGAUUUGCAUCCUAUGACCUGCUGAUGAGAUUCUGGGCCUUAAUAGAGCCAUCACUGCCAAAUAUGGUCAGUGUGACACAAGCACAGAGAGGCACCUUUACAGAGCCAAGUUCCACUGUAACUCGUUUCCUGCAGCCCAUUGAUGAGAUGUUCAUGUUUCUCAAUUACCUGGCACUGGGUUCAAAACAGCGUGAUCUUGCUGACCGGUAUGGAGUCCACCAGUCCACAGUCAGUCGGAUCAUUACAACAUGGAGCAACUUUCUGUACACUGUGCUAGGGUCUGUGAGGAUCUGGAUACCAGAGGAGAAAAUAAGGGCACAUCUGCCAGCUGAGUUUAAGGACUAUGCAGACACUACAGUCAUCCUGGACUGCACAGAGCUAAGGUGCCAGUGCCCUUCAUCACCUCUUCUCCAAAGUGAAAUGUUCUCAGCAUACAAGUCCCACUGUACUCUCAAAGGGCUGCUUGGAGUGGCUCCUCAUGGGGCGGUCACAUUUAUUUCUCAACUGUACGCUGGUUCCAUCAGUGACAAACAGAUCACGCGUGAGUCUGGAAUUCUCUCCCUUUUGAGACCUGGAAUGGCCAUCAUGGUCGACCGAGGUUUUCUGGUUGAUGACCUUGUACCUUGCAAGAUUUAUAGGCCAGCAUUUCUCUCUGGAAGAUCCCAGAUGUCUGCCUGUGAGGUCAGGGAGACCCAAGCAAUUGCACCCCUCAGGGUGCAUGUUGAGCGCUUCAUACGGCGUGUUAAGAAACACAAGUUCUUUGACACAGAGAUUCCACUUCGGCUUUUUGGCAACAUUAAUCAGCUGUAUACUGUUGCAUGUCUUCUGACGAACUAUGAAAACGGGCCUCUUGUAAAGGCUUGGGCAAAGAAGCCAGAGUAGCAGCAGUAGAAAAAAAUAAAAAUUAAUAACCUAUGACCAUUUGUAUAACUACUUUCUUUAAAUGUACCUUUGUAAAUUACUUUGUAUAAAUUGAAUUUUAUAAUUAAUGUUAUGUAUGCACUGCUGUACAUUGCACAUACUCUUUGAAUAAAGAACUACUGAAUUA
Molecule: messenger RNA, 1166 nt
Organism: Oryzias latipes (Japanese medaka)
Lineage: Eukaryota; Metazoa; Chordata; Actinopteri; Beloniformes; Adrianichthyidae
Source: RefSeq, a predicted model, not a curated record